Messenger RNA from Uranotaenia lowii, 1962 nucleotides. RefSeq lists its product as uncharacterized. The record is from RefSeq and is a predicted model, not a curated record. Gene Ontology annotation, biological process: DNA integration. The coding region runs from base 1 to 1962 and encodes 653 amino acids. Gene Ontology annotation, molecular function: nucleic acid binding. Lineage: Eukaryota; Metazoa; Arthropoda; Insecta; Diptera; Culicidae. The transcript has a single exon.
AUGACUCUUCCGAUAGAGAAAAGGGUGUUUUGGUCGGACUCAGCAACGGUGUUAGCCUGGAUACGGUCAGACAGCAGGCGAUUUCAUCAGUUCGUGACCUUCAGAGUCGGGGAAAUAUUGUCGAGCACAAAUGUAGAAGAAUGGAGACAUGUUCCAUCGGCGCUAAACGUUGCUGAUGAGGCCACCAAAUGGAAUAACGAGCCUUCCUUUGAUCCCGAUAGUCGAUGGUACCGAGGACCAACAUUCUUACUAGAAUUGGAAGAGCAGUGGCCAAGGGCAUCAGGUAAAUCUUUCACAACCGAGGAUGAGCUCAGAGCAGUUCACGUCCACGUUCACAACACAGACCCGCUUAUAGAUACUACUCGCUUUUCAACAUUCAAUCGUAUGCUGCGAACAACUUCCUACAUUGUUCGUGGUGCCGAUUCUUUCCGACAUCGGUUACCGCCCGGGACGGUAGAGAAAAUACUUCAACGCGAUGAGAUCCAGAAGGCUGAACGCGUUUUAUGGAAACAAGCACAGGCAGACGUCUUUUUCGCUGAGAUAGAUCUAUUGAACAGAGGAAAACCCAUUCCAGCUUCUAGCCAUAUUUACAAGUUAAAUCCCUUCACGGAUGAACAUUCGAUCAUACGGGUUGGGUCUCGAUUGAAUCUAGCCCCGAUCAGCUAUGAUGCUAAGUUCCCGGUACUGCUGCCUAAAGAGAAUCGGAUUACACAUCUGUUGAUUCUUCAUUUUCAUGUUAAAUUCCUGCAUGCAAAUAGAGAGACCGUCCUUAACGAAAUGAGACAACAAUAUUAUAUUCCUAACAUGCGCUCGAUCAUACGUAGAAUAGCAAACGCAUGUUUAUAUUGUAAAGUGAAACGAGCUAGCCCAAAACCUCCUAUUAUGGCACCUUUACCCCGUGUCAGGCUUACCCCACACAUUCGUCCUUUCUCAUAUAUAGGUGUGGACUACUUUGGCCCCAUUCAGGUGAAAGUAGGCAGAAGUCUAGCCAAGCGUUGGGUAUGCCUAUUUACCUGCCUUACAAUUCGUGCUAUUCACCUUGAAGUGGUUUAUACAUUAAGCACGCAAUCCUGCAUUAUGGCUUUCAGAAGGUUCAUUGCUAGAAGGGGAGCACCACAAGAGGUUUACUCUGAUAACGGCACCUGUUUUAAAGGGGCAAGCCGAGAGCUGGCAGAAGAAAGAAAACAAAGAACACUUAUUGAUGAAGCGUGCGCCUCUACGUUCACCAACGCUUCUACGGCCUGGUAUUUUAACCCCCCAGCCACACCCCACAUGGGUGGGGCCUGGGAACGUAUGGUGAAAUCAGUUAAAUUGGCACUCCAAGUACUAUCUGAACACGUGAGACACCCGAAUGAUGAGGCAUUCGAAACCAUAUUAUUGGAAGCGGAAAGUAUUGUCAAUUCUCGGCCGUUGACGUACGUACCCCUCGAAUGUGACGAGCAAGAGGCAUUGACUCCCAACCACUUUUUGUUGUGCUGGUCCAAGGAAGUCCAACAACCACCUUCGGAGUUAAACAACUAUCGCAACUCCUUAAGAGAUAGUUGGAGCCUAACUAGGCACUUAGUCGAUGGAUUUUGGAGAAGGUGGAUAGUCGAAUAUUUACCAAUGCUCACGAGAAGAACAAAAUGGUUCGAACCCGUGAAACCCCUUGGAAGAGGCGACCUGGUGCUUGUCAUAAACGAGAAUGUCAGAAACGGCUAUGAACGUGGACGGAUCGAAAAGGUUGUAUUAGGUGCCGAUGGGCAAGUGCGCAGAGCAUGGGUGAAGACAAGCAGCGGAACAUCACUGAAAGCAGCUACCAGACUAGCGGUCCUUGACGUCCUGGGAGUGCCCUCGGGAAAAGGGGUACUUCACGGGCAGGGGGAUGUUGCGGUAACCCGUGACGAACGAGUGAGAGUACCGUCCAUUCCCUCGGUCGGAAAUACGUCAUACGAAGUAAACAGGAUAGUGUCAUCUAAGUAG